Messenger RNA from Chironomus riparius, 1147 nucleotides. The record is from the annotation of a GenBank genome assembly. NCBI's taxonomy places the organism in Eukaryota, Metazoa, Arthropoda, Insecta, Diptera, Chironomidae.
AAUUAAUUACAUUAACUUAAACUUAAUUCUAAAACACUAAAUUAACUGAUUAACGUAAAAUAGCACCGCUGAGAUUUGAUUAUAAGGCAUAAAAUAGAGAAGCGUGAAAUUUUUUCUAUAAUCAAUUAUAAUUAGAAAUUUCUCAGUUAAAAACACAUAAAAUGAGUGAAUACAGUGAUCUGGAUCGUCAGAUAGAACAGUUGAAGAGAUGUGAAAUCAUUAAGGAGAACGAGGUUAAAGCAUUAUGUGCAAAAGCUCGCGAAAUUUUGGUUGAGGAAGGAAAUGUUCAGAGGGUGGAUAGUCCAGUUACAGUUUGUGGUGAUAUUCAUGGACAAUUUUACGAUCUCAAAGAGCUGUUUAAAGUCGGUGGAGAUGUUCCCGAGACUAAUUACUUAUUUAUGGGAGACUUUGUCGAUAGAGGAUAUUAUUCAGUAGAAACAUUCUUACUACUUUUGGCGCUUAAGGUGCGCUAUCCAGACCGCAUAACGCUCAUUCGUGGUAAUCAUGAGUCGCGUCAGAUCACUCAAGUGUACGGGUUUUAUGACGAAUGUUUAAGGAAAUAUGGAUCAAUAACUGUUUGGCGUUACUGCACAGAAGUAUUUGACUAUCUCAGUUUAUCGGCUAUAAUUGACGGAAAGAUAUUCUGUGUUCAUGGCGGUUUGAGUCCUUCAAUUCAGUAUUUAGAUCAGAUCAGAUCUAUCGAUAGAAAACAGGAAGUUCCACAUGACGGUCCAAUGUGUGAUUUAUUAUGGAGUGAUCCAGAAGACACACAUGGAUGGGGUGUAUCGCCCAGAGGAGCUGGCUAUUUGUUUGGAUCUGAUGUUGUCGCACAAUUUAAUGCUGCAAAUGAUAUUGAAAUGAUCUGUCGAGCACAUCAACUUGUAAUGGAAGGAUAUAAAUGGCAUUUUAAUGAAACAGUCCUAACAGUUUGGUCAGCGCCUAAUUACUGUUAUCGUUGCGGUAAUGUCGCCGCUAUACUUGAACUGAACGAGAAUCUUCAACGUGACUUUACAAUAUUUGAAGCGGCACCACAAGAAAGUCGAGGAAUCCCGUUGAAGAAACCUCAGGCUGACUACUUUUUAUAAAUAAACUCACAAUUAUUUCGUAUAAACAAAAAAAGAUUGAUAAAUUUUGCAUCCAACAUCCC